Molecule: messenger RNA, 479 nt
Organism: Thamnophis sirtalis
Lineage: Eukaryota; Metazoa; Chordata; Lepidosauria; Squamata; Natricidae
Source: RefSeq, a predicted model, not a curated record
AGCCAAAUUCGUCCUUCGGUGCUGGCUCCUUGCUGAGGCCGACGGUGUUUGUUUCCUCCAGAACAAUGCCAACCCACCGCCUCGUGAUUGUGCGCCACGGCGAGAGUACAUGGAACCAGGAGAACCGUUUCUGCGGCUGGUUCGAUGCUGAGCUGAGUGAAAAGGGGAAGGAGGAGGCCAAGCGGGGAGCCCAGGCCAUCAAGGAAGCAGGCUAUGAGUUUGAUUGUUUCUACACCUCGGUACUGAAGCGAGCCAUCCGCACCCUCUGGUACAUCAUGGAUGGCUGCGACCAGAUGUGGGUUCCUGUCAUACGCACCUGGCGCCUGAACGAGCGCCACUACGGGGGACUGACAGGCCUCAACAAGGCUGAGACCGCAGCCAAGCAUGGGGAAGAGCAGGUCAAAAUCUGGAGGCGAUCUUAUGACAUUCCACCUCCCCCCAUGGAUGAAAGCCACCCUUUUUAUAAAGUCAUCAGCAAG